This is a messenger RNA of Salvia miltiorrhiza (redroot sage), 459 nucleotides long. RefSeq names its product probable calcium-binding protein CML36. The record is from RefSeq and is a predicted model, not a curated record. The coding region runs from base 22 to 444 and encodes 140 amino acids. The transcript has a single exon. Gene Ontology annotation, molecular function: calcium ion binding. NCBI's taxonomy places the organism in Eukaryota, Viridiplantae, Streptophyta, Magnoliopsida, Lamiales, Lamiaceae.
CUCCCCUCGACCUCCGCCGGCAUGUCGACGGAGGAGUGGACAGAGAUACCCGCCGCCGUCUACUUCGAGCUGAAGCAGGCGUUCGAGAUGAUCGACCGCGAUGGCGACGGGAAGAUCACCAAGGAGGAGCUCGAGUCGCUCCUGAGCCGGCUCGGCGCCGAACCUCCGAGCAAGGAGGAGCUGCGGCAGAUGCUCAGCGAAGUCGACCGCGACGGAGACGGCUGCAUCACGCUGGAGGAGUUCCACGCGAUCGGAUCGGCUUUCGCGCCGUCGACCGACAGCUCGGAGCUGAGGCACACGUUCGAUUUCUUUGACUCCGACCGCGACGGGAGGAUCACGGCGGAGGAGCUCUUCAGCGUAUUCAAGACGAUCGGCGACGCGCGGUGCACGUUAGAGGACUGCCGGCGCAUGAUAAGAGGUGUAGAUAGAAACGGGGACGGAUAAAAGGAGAGAACAGGC